AUGUCUGGUGUAGAUUAUGAGAGUCUCCAUCAACAGAACAUCAGGCAGGAAGUGACAACAGAGGGUGACUAUGGCUUGUGCCUGGAUAACUCCUUCAGUCGCUUCAAUGCAAAAGUGGUGUAUCUGGAAGUGAUAUUGGAAGAUGAUGAUGAUGAUGACAGUCAGGACAAAGAUUCCCCAUUCUCCAUCCCUGGUCUAAAGGAAGAAUUAGAAGAAUAUCAAGUUACAAUAGCUGAGAUUCAGGCAACAAUGAAUCGAGUGAAGACCCACUUGGCAAGGGUGCGUCACAUGCAAGAUCAGCUGAGAGCUUUUGAGGCAAGGGACAGGAAUGUUGUGGAAGCAAAUUUCUCACGAGUCAAUAGUCUGUCCCUCAUCCAUGUCUGUGGUCUAAUCUUUUCAGCUUUACUUCAGGUGGUGAUGUUGAAGAGUCUCUUUGAAGAGAAGUCCACCAUCAAGAGGCUUUGGAAACGCUUUGUGUCUCAUUAAUGCAGCCAAAAAUGUCUGACCUAGUCCUCUUCUCCAUCUUGGCCAGUUGACUCUUCUCGUGUUGAUACCUUCUGUGAUAUGUUCGAAUUGGGUGGGGUGUCAUUUGGUCUUGGUCACCAUUUCACCUUUCUUUUUCCUUGGCAAGCAAAUAUUUUGCUCAAGCAAUAAGCUGUCUAGCAUGAAUGUGUUGCACAUUUUUCAAAAGUACUCAGGGUCUUUCUCCUCUCCUGUGCCAUCCCUUCAAGGUUAUUUGGUGAAGUUGCAUCAAAGGACAGGGGUGGGUGUGUGUGUUAAGUGCCACUUCAAACAGGAGUCAUCAGUUCAAUGGUGUAACUUUUUAUUAGUGUGACUAAAUCAUUCUUGUGUCAUUGAUUAGUACAAUCACUCCACAAAAUGAUGAAAAAAUAAAACUUGGGUAUACUAUACUUGGUCCAUGAAUGUCUGAAGAAUGAUGACAUUGGGUGAAUGGAAAAAAAUGCGAG
Messenger RNA from Darwinula stevensoni, 968 nucleotides. The record is from the annotation of a GenBank genome assembly. NCBI's taxonomy places the organism in Eukaryota, Metazoa, Arthropoda, Ostracoda, Podocopida, Darwinulidae.